Malassezia vespertilionis is the source of this 381-nucleotide messenger RNA. RefSeq lists its product as uncharacterized. The transcript has 2 exons. Bases 1 to 381 code for a protein of 126 amino acids. The record is from RefSeq and is a predicted model, not a curated record. Gene Ontology annotation, cellular component: mitochondrion. Gene Ontology annotation, molecular function: carbon-nitrogen ligase activity, with glutamine as amido-N-donor. NCBI's taxonomy places the organism in Eukaryota, Fungi, Basidiomycota, Malasseziomycetes, Malasseziales, Malasseziaceae.
AUGCUGCACCGCGCUUUGGUACGCGCUGCCGCGCCCCUGCAUUCUCCAACACUCUUUCGGACUGUGGCAAGUGCUGCGGGUACAAACGAUGAAGCGAUCCUUGCUCACGUCAAGCAGCGCUGGAAGCAGGCGCGCCUCGCGAAAGAUGCACAGACAGCGACGGUGCUGGGCGGGAUCCUUACCGACUUGCAGUACGCUGGCAAGGCGAAGCAACAGGCGAAUCAAAAGCCGCCGUCGAUCGUAAAGAUGCUGCAAAAGGGCAUCAAGAAACGCACGGAUGCAGCCAAGGUAUUCCGGAAUGCAACGCCGCAGCCGCGUAUGGAUUUGGCAGAGAAAGAGGAGGGCGAAAUUGCCUUGCUACAGGAGCUGCUGCCUAAGUAG